Molecule: messenger RNA, 1024 nt
Organism: Chenopodium quinoa (quinoa)
Lineage: Eukaryota; Viridiplantae; Streptophyta; Magnoliopsida; Caryophyllales; Amaranthaceae
Exons: 4
Coding region: 362-646 (94 amino acids)
Cellular component (GO): EKC/KEOPS complex
Source: RefSeq, a predicted model, not a curated record
CAAUCUCAGCCCUUCAUUGACCGGCGACCUGAGACUAGGCUGAGAGGAAGAGUAGUGAGUGUGCGGUUUUGGAGUGUUACAAAAGGAGUUGUAUUUUUUGGCGUCCCCACUUUCACUCCAAACUGCUUUUCUCCCUUCAAAAUCCACCCUUCUUAGUUCUUACAUCUUCUUUCUUCAAUCUUUAAUUUUCAAUUUAAUUGAUUUCUUCCUUUCAUCUUCUCCCUUCACCCUGCAUAUUCAAUUCAAUUUCAUACUAAAUUAGCUGCUUCAAUUUAUCCUCAAACGUCGCUUCACUCAACUUUUAAUUUACAAUUUGAUCUUGGGUUUUGCGUGGUCGUCUUCAACCCCAACAAAUUUAGCCAUGGAAGUACAAACCCUUUCUUCCCCAUGGCAGUUCACCUGUGACUUAGAAGUAAAUUUUGAAUCAGACGAGAAGGCUUACAUUGUGUAUGCAGCGCUAAAUGUUGAUAAAGAGUUGCAACCAGAUAAAGUAAAGAGGGUGAUGUCAGUUUCCAAUGGAAAACUUGCAGCGCAUUUCGAAGCAGUAGAAGCUAGAUUUCUUCGUGCAUCAUUCAGUGCUUUUGUGGAUGUUCUGACUCUUGCAACGAGAACUAUAGAGGAAUUCAGUCCAGAGAAGGGAUUAUGAGACCUGGACUUGAGGUUUAGAAAGUAUGAUCUUAUUUAUCCAGACUCAUGUUGCUUGAAAUCUUUUUCAAUCAUUGAUGGAAUCCCCUUAUACAAUGAGUUGCUUUACCAGAAGUGGGCUGUCUUGAGAAGAUGCUGUACUCAGCUACUUAGCGUAAUUGAUUCUGUAUACAGGCAUGCUCUCAUGAAAUAGCUUGUAGUUCAUUCUAAUUUAGUUUUAUAAAAAGUUUUGUAUUUUUUGAUCCUUAAUCUUCAGAGCCCCUUAGCUAGAUAUUUAAUUUGAAUGUAAUUUUAUAGCAUGUACUCGGUUUUUUCUUCAUCAACCUUGCUGUUGCCGUGUUAAUUAUUAUUCUAUUGAAGAUGAUCUUCAUUUUGUUCA